GCUGUUCCGUCCUCAAGAGUGACGAACAGUCGGACUUUUCUUUGCCUCCGAUGGCGGAAAAGAAAAACGCUUAUAGUUGAUGGCAUCGCACGAUCCACCGGCAGGAACCAGGUCAAGAAUCAGCUUCUCCUAACAAUGGCUCUCCAGGCUGUGCUGCUGCUGGCCCUGAGCGGCAUCGCCAGCGCCCAGUGGGGGACGUUGCCCUCCAAUGCAGACAAUGCCACCGACCAUCCGGCCUACUAUGCCAACCUGACGUUCGAACCGGCGCGGAGCAUCUCCACCUGGGAGAACCUGACCGUGGAGACGCCGUCGGGCACCUUUGUGGGCAUGCUCAACGAUUCGUAUCCCGACGUGCGCCAGUUCCUCCGCAUCCCCUUUGCGCAGCCGCCCAUUGGAGACCUGCGCUGGAUGCCGCCGCAGAAGCCUCUGCCCUCGAACAAGAGGAUCGAUUCUUCGCGAUACGGCCCAGCGUGUCCGCAAUACGUCGUCUCGACAGGCACGAUCUGGACCGAAUGGGCGCCCUCGGACGCGCUGCUCAACCUGGGAGAGUCGCAGGUUGAGGGCGCCGUGGCCUGGUCGUCGGACGAGGACUGUCUGUCCCUGGCCGUGUGGACGCCGGCCGACGCCGACCGGCACUCCAAGCUGCCUGUCGCUCUCUUCGUGACGGGCGGUGGUGGCACUCAGGGAGGCAUCUGGACUCCUUCCCAGCUUCCUUCGCCUUGGGUCUCGCGCUCGCAGGAGCAUAUCGUCGUUACUAUCAACUACCGGGUCAACAUUUUUGGCAACCCUAAAUCAAGGGCCCUUGAUGAAACCUCCCUCUCCCUGCUGGACGUUCGAGCAGCUGUUGAGUGGGUGUAUGAGAAUAUUGAGGCAUUUGGUGGUGAUGGCGAGAACAUUAUGCUCUGGGGCCAGUCGCAAGGCGCUGCGUUGACGCAUCUGUAUACCCUCGCCUUCCCUGAUGAUCCGCUGGCAGCCAAGUUCGGCGUCAUCUCGCAACCGCCGUCAGUGACCCUCAAUCUGUCUGCCACAGACGACGUGUAUGAGGAUUUCGAUAUUGUCGCCAAGGCCCUUGGAUGCAACUAUGGCGACGACGCAGAGGCUGAGCUUGAGUGCAUGCGUCAAGUCUCCUGGGUCCAGAUUGAGGAAUAUAUCAAUCGCUACUCGGGCUCACCUUCUAUCUCCUUUGCUGAUUAUAUCCCUGACGAGAGGUACAUCUUUUCCAAUGAGACCGAGCGCUAUCUGGCUGGCAAGGUGGCUCGUGGCCCUGCCAUCCGCUCCGAUGUCGCCCGCGAGAUCUCAACCAACGAUGAGGCCACAACCGCCGAAGAAGAAGGCGAAUGGAUCUGCACCGCGAUGGAUGACUCGGCCCUGCGUCUGUCGCUGGGUCUCGAGACCUACCGUUAUCUGUGGGCCGGCAACUUCUCCAACAUCAGCCCGGAAUACUAUCUCGGCGCGUACCACUGGACCGACCUGCUCAUGAUCUUCGGCACGUACCGCGAACAGGUCGGGGACGUCCCGGGGCUGGAAGUCAAGACCUCCCGGACCAUGCAGGACUACAUGCUUGACUUCCUCAAGGAUCCCUCUUCUCUGCCAUCUGCUGGUUGGGUCCCCUACAAUGGCUCGGCUGCCGAGGGCGGGCUGAUCCUGGAGUUUGGCAAUGGCACCACUGUGAAGAACAUCACGGGUGACUGGCUGCAGGGUGGUUGUUUCAAUUCCUCCAUUCCCUUCCGUAUCUAUGGGUGA
Molecule: messenger RNA, 1743 nt
Organism: Penicilliopsis zonata CBS 506.65
Lineage: Eukaryota; Fungi; Ascomycota; Eurotiomycetes; Eurotiales; Aspergillaceae
Exons: 5
Coding region: 136-1743 (535 amino acids)
Source: RefSeq, a predicted model, not a curated record